GAAGAAUAAGACGAAGAAGAACAAGACAAACAAGAAUGAGAAGAACAAGAAGAAUAAGACGAAGAACAACAAGAAGAACAAAGUGAGCAAGAACAAGGGCACGGAGAACAGGGCCACCGCCGAAGGGGAGACUGAAUCCAAGGGCCAAUCGUGUCGUCUGGGCAAGAAGUGCAAGAAGGCCAAUGGUGUGUGCCAGUCUCCGUGGGACAACUGCAAGGGCCAGAUCAUUGACGGGGCCUGCGAUACUGAAGGAUGCGUCUGCUGCGCCCCCAAGACCAAGAAGAAGAAGAACAAGUGCAAGAUCCAGAAGGCGUGCAAGAAGAAGAAGGGCAAGUGCCAGCCCGAACACAAGCGCUGCAAGGGCAAGACCAGCAAGAAGGGAUGCAAGGGCAAGAACUGCGUCUGCUGCUACAGCUCAGAAGAAGACCUGCGAGGAACUCAAGGGUCGGUGCGUCAAAUAUAAUAAGUUGGACGAGAAGUGCCUUGGCACCCAAGACUUGACCGCGCACUGCCGAAGCCAUAAGAAGAUCUGCUGCCUGCCUCCAGCCCAAGACGCCGCCGUUGCCACUCAACCAUGCGCUGCGGGGGUUGGUGCGACAGGUGGUGAGGCAGGUGGAGAGGCAGCAGGUGAGCAGACAGGUGCGCAGGUGGCGGCGGGAGGCGAAGCAGGAGCAGAACAGCCAACAGGGGAAGCAGGAGCAGAACAGCCAGCAGGGGAAGCAGGAGCAGAACAGCCAGCAGGGGAAGCAGGAGCAGAACAGCCAGCAGGGGAAGCAGGAGCAGAACAGCCAGCAGGGGAAGCAGGAGCAGAACAGCCAGCAGGGGAAGCAGGAGCAGAACAGCCAGCAGGGGAAGCAGGAGCAGAACAGCCAGCAGGGGAAGCAGGAGCAGAACAGCCAGCAGGGGAAGCAGGAGCAGAACAGCCAGCAGGGGAAGCAGGAGCAGAACAGCCAGCAGGGGAAGUAGGAGCAGAAGCAGAACAGGCAGGAGAACAGGCAGGAGAACAACCAGAUGGAGAGCAGCCAGCAGCAGGAGCCGCAGAAGGCGAAGCAGCAGCAGCAGGAGAAGGAGCAGGUCGCCACAUUAGGGCAGCAGAGGAAGAAGGACAAGAUGAUGAUGAGGAAGAGUUCGACGAAGAAGAAUAUGAAGACGAGGAAGAAGAUGAAGAUGCCGAAGAAGACGUAGAAGAAGAGGAAGAGGAAGAAGAGUUCCCAUUGGAAGGAGAGGCAAGCCAAAUAGUGUUGAGAAGAGUAAACAAGAAUGGAGAAGAAAUAUUGGAUAGCUUGACGCAGAGGAAGGUGAAGAAGAACAAGAACGAGAAGAAGAACAAGAAGAAUAAGACGAAGAAGAACAAGACAAACAAGAAUGAGAAGAACAAGACAAACAAGAAUGAGAAGAACAAGAAGAAUAAGACGAAGAACAACAAGAAGAACAAAGUGAGCAAGAACAAGGGCACGGAGAACAGGGCCACCGCCGAAGGGGAGACUGAAUCCAAGGGCCAAUCGUGUCGUCUUGGCAAGAAGUGCAAGAAGGCCAAUGGUGUGUGCCAGUCUCCGUGGGACAACUGCAAGGGCCAGAUCAUUGACGGGGCCUGCGAUACUGAAGGAUGCGUCUGCUGCGCCCCCAAGACCAAGAAGAAGAAGAACAAGUGCAAGAUCCAGAAGGCGUGCAGGAAGAAGAAGGGCAAGUGCCAGCCCGAACACAAGCGCUGCAAGGGCAAGACCAGCAAGAAGGGAUGCAAGGGCAAGAACUGCGUCUGCUGCUACAAGAAGAAGAAUUGCCGGCAGAGCGACGAAUGCGCGAAACUCAGUGGAAAAUGCCAGAACAAGAAGAAGACUUGCAGCGGCUCGAUCUCCGAAGAGGCCUGCAAGGGCAAGAACUGCGUGUGUUGCAUUGGCAUUGAGGAACCCGAGGUGUGCGAGCCAUCCGAGGAAUGCACCAAGGUUGAGGGCCAGUGUCAGAGCAAGGAUAGUGAAUGUGCUGGUUGGAUCAUUGAGGAGAAGUGCGCCGGAGAUAAUUGUGUUUGUUGCAUCAAUGAGCAGGUGGUGUGCGAUCAAGCAGAUGAGUGUGAGAAGAUCAAGGGCGUUUGCCAGAGCAGGUCAAGCGAGUGCGAUGGUUGGGCCAUUGACAACAUGUGCACCGGUGAUGACUGUGUGUGUUGCAUCGAUGAGCAGGUGGUGUGCGAACAGUCCAUGGAGUGUGAGAAGAUCCACGGCAAGUGCCAGGACAAGGACAGCGAGUGCCACGGCUGGGCCAUCGACAAAGUGUGCGAGGGUGAAAACUGCGUGUGUUGCAUCCAUGAGGAGCCGGUGUGUGAACAGUCAGUGGAGUGUAUGAAGAUCAAGGGCCAGUGUCAGGGCAAGAAGGCAGCAUGCAACGGCUGGGUCAUUGAGAAAGUGUGUGACGGCGAGGACUGUGUGUGUUGCAUCGAUGAGACAACAACCACCACAACCGCAGCACCCACCACCACCACAGCACCCGUCACCACCACCACCACAGCACCCACCACCACCACAGCACCCACCACCACCACCACAGCACCCGCCACCACCACCACAACCGUAGCACCCACCACUACCACAACAGCCGCACCAACAACCACCACCACCACCCCCACUCCAACAACCACUACCACUACCCCAGCACCAACCACCACCACCACAACCACCACCACAACCCCCACCACUACCUCUACUAGCACCACUACCACAAGUACCACCACCACCACGACUACCACCACCACCACCACCACCACUACUACCACCACUACUUAAAAGUCAGGAGUGUGGUGAGGAGGGGAACAGAGUGUGGCACAGCAGGGUCCUGAUGUGCCGUGGCAGGAACGAGAAGCGGACGAGACACAUGGAUUUAUUUUAGAAGUACAAAAGUAAAAAAGAGAAAAAAAGGAAUCUAUGGCGGAGUAUUGUAUCUUAAGGACGGGUCAGCUGUAGUCUGCAUCCCCUCCCCGUUUUCUUUUCCCCAUCGAUUGUAUGGGAGUGUAUUUUAUUUAAGACAUGUUGUUUAAUACUUCUUUGAUUAGUCUAAUUACAUACUCUGCACUUUGCUGAGUUUGUUGUUUAUCUUAUUUUGUAUUUAUUCAUCAUAGUUUUCCUCUGCCUGUAAAGCUUUGUUGAUAUUCUGAAAUAUAUUUGUUUGCGAAUCUGCACUGCAUCAA
Eriocheir sinensis (Chinese mitten crab) is the source of this 3175-nucleotide messenger RNA. RefSeq lists its product as uncharacterized. The transcript has 13 exons. The record is from RefSeq and is a predicted model, not a curated record. Lineage: Eukaryota; Metazoa; Arthropoda; Malacostraca; Decapoda; Varunidae. The coding region runs from base 183 to 2774 and encodes 863 amino acids.